Molecule: messenger RNA, 1935 nt
Organism: Penicillium verhagenii
Lineage: Eukaryota; Fungi; Ascomycota; Eurotiomycetes; Eurotiales; Aspergillaceae
Product: signal recognition particle subunit SRP72
Exons: 4
Coding region: 1-1935 (644 amino acids)
Biological process (GO): SRP-dependent cotranslational protein targeting to membrane
Cellular component (GO): signal recognition particle, endoplasmic reticulum targeting
Molecular function (GO): 7S RNA binding; ribosome binding; protein binding
Source: RefSeq, a predicted model, not a curated record
AUGGUUGCGCAGUCGCUAAGCUCGCUAUUGCAGCAGGCAUCGAUUGACGAUCACGAAGAGGUCCUCCAGUCCUGCAAUGCAGCUCUCACCAAGUCCAAAUCCGACCUGAACACCCAACAUAUCAAAGUUAUUGCACUAUUGAAGCUCGACCGAUACGAAGAUGCUCUGCGUGUGUUGGAGGCCGGAGGCGAUGCUCUUAAGAAGCAAGCCGGCCUGGAACAUGCGUAUGCGCUCUACAAAUGCGCUAGGCUGGAGGAGGCAAUGGCUGCUGUGACCCAGGCCAGUGCCAGCAGAGGUGCUAGUCACCUCGAGGCUCAAGUGAGCUACCGCGCUGAGAAAUUCCGUCGCGCCGCCGAUAUCUAUGAGAAUCUGUCUAAGGAGUCAAACCACGGAGAAGAGAAUGAUUUGAGUAUCAACUCAUGGGCUACUGAUGCCCAGCUGCAGUGGCAUGGAGAGCCAGAACAUGUACGCCAUGAGCGGCCAUCGAGAGAGGAUUUGGAGUCUUUUGAAACAGCGUACAACGCCGCUUGCUUGAACAUUGCCAAGGGACAAUUUGCUCAAGGAGAAGUGCUCUUGAAUCGGGCGAAGAAUAUCUGCCAAACGUCAGAAGAACUUUCCCCUGAAGAUAGAGUUGCAGAGUUGCUUCCGAUCGCGGUGCAAUACCUCUAUGUCUUGAUUCGGCAAGGCAAGACAGAGGAGGCCGAGUCUCUUCUUAAAGAAAUAUCGGUGGAGGACAUUCCUGAACUCUCCACAAAGAAAAUUGCUCGAAACAACAUCGUCCUCGCCCGCAAGACUGCAGUCAACCCGUACUUGUUGUAUAAGGCACUCCAUGAAACCCCCGAUGCUACGAACAACGACCGUUUGUUCGCUUUCCAGGACAAUACUUUGACCGGCAACUCACACGCAACGAAUCUUCUCGUCCAAAAAUACGAUGGUAUGAUUCGAUCAACAGCCAAGGGCAUCUCAAAAAGCCCUUGCCCCUCCACCGAAGCUAGCACAAACCUUCUCUCCGUCUACAACGCCGCAGCCCAUGCACAGGGAGAGACCGGCUCUAAGGGCCUGAAGCAAAUUCUCCCUUUGCUGGAACGCCGACCUAAGGACCUGGGUCUUCUUUUGACUGUCGUCCAGUUGUACGUCAAUGCUGGCAACACCACCUCCGCCAUCACAGCCGUCGAGCGUUCACUUAAGAGCCUGGAAGAAUCCAUCUCCGAGGCCGAUCAAGAUGCCCGCUUCAACCCCGGUCUCCUCAGUAUGCUCGUAUCUCUGUACCAGCUUGAGGGCCGAAAGCUCCAGAUUCGCUCACUUCUCGCACAAGCCGCCGCUCACUGGCGCAACAAGCCCGAGGCUCCUACCUCUCUCCUACGUGCUGCAGCAAAGUCCCUUCUCCACUCCGACAGUCCAGCCGAUCUGGCCACAGCAGGUGAUCUGUUCAAGUCUCUAUACCAACAAGAUUCGAACGACCGUGCUGCCAUUGCUGGAUACGUCGCCUCAAAGGCCACCUCGGACUACUCCCAAGUGGAAUCGCAGCUUAACCAACUGCCAGCCGUCAAUGAUUUAAUCGCUGAGAUUGACAUCUCUGCCCUGGAGUCAGCCGGUAUUGCUCCUUCGGCCACAUCUGCCGCUGCCGCGGCUGCAUUCGCUGGGGCCCGUAAGCGCACCGCGACAGGCAAGGAGGACCGUGCCACAAAGCGGGUACGCAAAUCUCGUCUACCCAAGGACUUUGACCCUGCGAAGAAGGCCGAUCCGGAACGCUGGUUGCCGCUGCGUGACCGAUCCUCAUACAGACCCAAGGGCCGGAAGGGGAAGCAGCGUGCCGCGGAACGUACACAGGGUGGUGUUGUGUCUGAGAAGCUCGGCGAGCCUGCUUCGCAGCAGCAGAGUGCUCCCGUAGUAGUAGGUGGUAACAAGAAUAAGAAGAAGAAGGGGAAGCGUUAG